This is a messenger RNA of Purpureocillium takamizusanense, 3329 nucleotides long. RefSeq lists its product as uncharacterized. The coding region runs from base 137 to 3175 and encodes 1012 amino acids. The transcript is spliced from 2 exons. NCBI's taxonomy places the organism in Eukaryota, Fungi, Ascomycota, Sordariomycetes, Hypocreales, Ophiocordycipitaceae. The record is from RefSeq and is a predicted model, not a curated record.
GCCCACACCAGACCGUUGACGGGAGAUUCGCAAUCGCGCACCGCAGCGUAGACGCACUGGGCUAUAGGCUCACUGUCCGGACUGUAUAUAGAUUAGAAGCAAGAGACAAGGAGCUGCAACCAUUACAUGCUAUGAAAUGGCUGCAGGGUCCAAUUCGUCGUCCGCCGCCGCCGCCGCCGCCGCUACAUGCACCACCUGGCUGACGGCCGCGACUGAGCUCUACCGCCUCCUCGCGUCUGCCCACUACGAUGAGCCCCACGCGGUGCUUCGCGACGCACCACCUCGUGCUCCUUCUCCAGUCGCCGCCGAUAUAGACGUCCUCGCUCUGCACCAGCAGAUGCUUGGCGCCACGGCGCGCCUCCCACAGGCUGUGCCGAGUGAGCCCGACGACAGCCUUCUCCGUGCGUGCCGCAAGGUCGGAGCAGAGCUAUGUCUCAAGCUGGAGAGGCUCAAGGCGAGUUCUUGUGUUGUCGAGGGACGUGUCCGUGGCGCGCAGCUUCGCGACGCAUGGUGUGUAGAAGAUGUCGACGCGCUGGGAGGCCGACUCGAGCAGCUGGUCGGCCAAUGUCCCGACGAUGUGCCCUUUAAAAUCACCAUAAGAGACCGCAAUGACGCCAAGACGACGGAGAAAUCUCUCUCCCGUGACUUGCCACCAGUUUUGCACAAAGACGCCAAUGCAGGAGACACUCUGCCAAAGGCCGCCAUGGAAAAUCCCAAAGAGUCGAGCAUCGAUACAGGAAACUUGUCUCGUGUGCCGGCUGCCGCUAUCGCCGCUACACAGAAGCCUCGUUCCGUCCCGGCCGGCCUGCUCUACGAAUUCAUCCUCGACGGCCUCGCGUACAAGUCCAUGCAUGACCGCGAAGAGGAAGUCGUACAGGCUCAUCAAAAGACCUUCGAAUGGGUCUUUACAAACGGCGCCAACGACUCUAAUGGAUUGGACAGCGGGCUGUCGACGUGGUUUGCGCAGGACAUCCUCGGUCCCAUCUACUGGAUCACUGGCAAGCCCGGCUCGGGAAAGUCCACCUUUAUGCGCUUCCUAUUCCACCACGAGCGUACAGCCAAGAGCCUCCAACACUGGGCCGCGGGAUCUGAUGUGCAGACGGCUGGCUUCUUCUUUUGGACCAGCGGGUCAAGGGAGCAGCGCUCUCAGACCGGCCUCCUCCGAUCGCUGCUGCAUCAACUCCUCAGCGACAACGUCCAUCUCAUCCCGAGCACCUUUCCGGUGCUCUGGGAUCCGCUACGCAGCAUGUCUACCAAAGAACGCAUCUUGCUUACGUUGGACUGGUCGGUCAAGGAGCUCAUGGAAGCAUUUCACCUGUUACUGGAUGCUGCACUACCUACGAAGAAGAUUUGCCUCUUCAUCGACGGCCUGGACGAGUUCGACGGCGAUCACCAGACCAUCAUCAACUUCUUCAGAGAUCUUGGUCGCGACAAGCACGCAGGGUCUAUUAAGAUGUGCCUCUCCUCGCGACCGUGGUCCGUUUUUGAAACCGCCUUUGGACACUCGGUCCCGCACCUGCGGCUACAGGACCUCACCUACGACGAUAUGCAUCGGUACACCAGAGACAGGCUGCGCGAGAGUGUUGCUAUCCAAACCAUCUUUGGAAGUGAUGGCAACUGCGAGCAGAUAUUUGUCAAGGAGGCGGUUGACCGAGCAGAUGGCGUGUUUCUCUGGGUGCGGCUUGCGGCCAACGAAAUGGUACGCCGAUUCACGUCCGCUCAUAGCUCAUCAGACCUGUACGACAUGCUUCGUCAGUUGCCCUCGGAGCUUGAUGAUUUAUUCGCAAAGUUUCUAUUCGAAGACCAGAGCGUGGCGGAACUUUCCCAGACAGCUGUCAUUUUUGAUCUGAUGUGUGCUCGAGAACUGGUCGCCGACUUUGUCCGCAACGACUCGGCGAACUCGCUCACAGUCUGGGAGCUUGCAUUUGCUUUGGAAGAAGAAGAUGACGAACUUGUUGUUACCCUACCCAUUGAAGAGGCAUCCGAUCGAGUGGUUCGCGAUAGAUGCAGUAGCACUGUUCGUGCCAUAACCAGGCGAUUCGCGAAUCUCCUGGAUUUGCACUCGCCGGGUAGGCAGGGAAACCCACGUGUCUCACGCGCUCAAGGCCCUGAGCAGCAGCUCAUGCGAGAUAUGCGAGGGUUCCCUUGGCGACGCGUGACAUACAUACACCGUACGGUUCGCGACUGGCUCAUAGAUGGUGAUGGCGUGAGCACCCGGCUCGCCUCCUACCUGCCCCCUGGGUUCGACGCCCAUCUCCGGCACCUUCGAUCGUACGUCCUCCGGCUGAAGCAUCCGCUUGAAGAAAUCGAGAUCCACCGCAGGCUGGACGACUGGUGGCCUGAUAUUGCCCUCGCCAUGACGCACGCGAGGUACAUUACCGAGGAUCCGAGACGGCUGCAACGCGUUUUCGUCAACCAACUCAACGCCACGCAGUCCGAGCUGUGGCUGCGGAAGCCGCAGGAUCCGUACGACCACUGGGCGCGCAACGCCUUUGGUUCAUAUGAAGUGCGCAUGAAGGCGCCCCCGAUAUGGCAGCCGUUCCUGUGCCUCGCCACAAAGUUUGGGCUCACCGAGUACAUCGCCCAAGAGCUCGAGGCGCGCCGUGAAGUAGUCGCAUAUCAGGGCCCUCAAGAAUCAGAUUCAGGUCAUACCGACUUGGACCUCGAAUGCGCAGAUGCGACGCCGAUCUUUAGCCACGCGACGGAAUUCCUCUGUUCGCGCAACAAGACUAUCUUUCCGCUAUCUGACCCAGCGCUCGUCCGUGUCCUCCUCCGUAACGAGACUGGAAGCGACAGCGUGAUGAACCCGGGGGUGAACCAUCCUUACACCGACUUCAUGACACGUGCGCCGACAACGCCGUGGCUCGCGCUGCUGAGGCACUUGAGAGACGCUCGCCGUAGAGGCUGGAUCGAGCGGUACGACACGGAUACGAGCGGCGUGGAGCGCUGGGCGGACAUUGUGAGGUUGUUCAUCGAAGUCGGCGGCGCGGAUCCUACCGCGGUGGUCGUCAAGGACAGCUGGGAUCCGGAGAUUUCAGCAUUGGGUGUGCUGGAGCUCCUGGAUGAGACGUACGGGGCAGUUGAGAUCAGAGACCUGCGACAACUGCUGGCUGGGAAGCUUGAUGUGCUGCAGGCGAAGUCGCAAAAGUAUGUGUUGCGCCCGCGAAAGGAAUAGUUGAGGGUUGAAUAAGAUCUUCUUGUCGUUUACAGUAUACUUGUUCCUGCUAUUUACAUGUGCUACUUCGUACGCACGUACGCGCCUUUGCCAUUCAUUCACCAGGAUGGGACGAAAGAUCGCAGCUGUCCUGGCUCUAUCGUUACAAGUCGAG